CCUGAACCUGAACCGAACCAACCAUAACUCGAGUCGAGAGAGUAGGCAGUAGAGGAAGUGGAAGAUGAUCUCUUAUCUCAGUGAAUUUUAGAAAAUUUGUUCUAUAAUAUUAUUACAUUUAAGGUGUAAAUUUGUUUGUAAACCAUGGCAAAGCUUGUUGACGUUUACAGAAACAAUGAUCAAAAACUAUCACGAAGACAACUUCCUCUACAAAUCGAUGAAAACCUCACGAUGGUAAUGGAUUUGAACAGCAUGGGAUUUGUAAAGUGGAUUUUGGACCUAAACAACCCAACUGUCAAAGGAAAGGAACUCGAUGAAUUUCAGGCUAAAUAUAAAGUACUUUCCCCAGAAGAAGUCCGAUAUGCAUUUCAAGUCAGCCGAAAGGAUCUCAUGAACAUUUUGAGCAACACUAUUCCAUGUGUUGGUUGCAGAAGAAGUGUGGAGAGGCUGUUCUAUCAGUUGAUGCAAUCAGGCCAUCCAGCACUCUCUCCUCUAGUGGUGUUACCUGAGGGCUACUUGACACUACAAGAGGACCACCUAGACUGGCCACACCUGCUUUGUACUCUGCUGCACGGACACAGUUCUCAUCUUAAUGAUCUGGUAGACAGCCAGCUGCGCUCCAAAAAGUCUCGCCGCUGCUUGCUACAUUCGCUUGACUCUCAGCGCACACGAGUGUUGUCUACUGCCUGGAGGGAUGUGUGGUCAGUGAUGCGACCUCAGUGUCGAGAUGAGGUCGUGCUCAUCGAGGCAACCACUCUAAUGGCUACAUUAGAGAAUUACCUGCGUAAACACAGGUUCUGUGGCGAGUGUCGCACCAAGGUGUUGCGUGCUUAUGCUUUGUUGGUUGAAGAACCGGAGCCUGUACAGGAGAAGGGCUAUGUCCCGGCACUGUAUGCUGGCAUCAAACGAUGUCUGCCAGACAAACACAUCCAUCUGCAGACCAACACAGAGUACAUCAGUGACCUCAUCACCAGGGCAGAACCUGAAUUGAUGGGCAGUCGCAGGGAGAGACAUGCCAAGACUUUGGAGAUUGCCCAGGAGGAGGUGUUGACUUGUCUGGGUAUCUGUGUGUAUGAGAGGCUCCACCGCAUACAGCUGAGACUGAGGGAGGAGGAGUGUACCUGUCAGGUGUUGGCUGCCAUCGCUGUUGACGCACUCAACCGCAACUUUCAGAAAGCUGUUGAGUGCAAGAGAGGCAAGACCCAACUAGAACUACUCUAUGAAGAAAUCACAAAGGAAGAGCAGCUGUUGCAACAAAGAAAAGAACACAAGAAACUAAAGAAGAGAAAAAGGAAAGAGAAAAGAGCUGGAUUGGAAGAAAAAGAAAACUGUGAAUGCGAGUCAGAAGAUCAACCUGAUGUUUGUGGACAUACAGAAGAUGACUGUGUUUGUACUGUAGACAAGCCUAAUCCUAAGAAUAUUGACCGCCAGAAGCUGCAAGUUCUGGAUCGGAAGAUGAAAGGAUCACCGACUUGUUCAUGUGCAGAUUGUGUAAAAAACAAAAAAAGUGCAGUGAAAGUGACUAAUAGUGUAACAAAGAGUAAAUCAAAAUGUGCUGGGCAAGCAGAGAACCUAGAAUUCCCAGCGAUAGUCAGCACAGAGAAAAACAAAAACUUAAACUCAUUAAGUCCAUGUGAAUCUUGUGUAAAUGCCCAGGAGCUGCUGGAUGCACAGAAAGGUUGGUCGUCUAGUGAUCACUCUCAAGACUACGGUUAUUCUAGUGAGAACAACCUCGGCAGUACAGGACCUAGUGGGCCGAGCUCCCCUGAGGGCUCAGAGGUGGCCUGUUCUGAUGGAUUCUGUAAUCACGAUGGUACAGGUGAAUGCAAUUCUGAAGAAGGAGAGAAAAUCAAACGUCUAAGGCAUUCAAUGCAAACACUCUCUUUACAGCAAAUGCUUGAGGAAUCCUGUUCAUCAGAUGAAGAGAGCUUCAUACCUCUUGAAGAAGUGCAGAAGUUCAUGGCCAAACGGCCGCAUGUGACAGAGAAGAGGCAAGAGUUGCGACACAUGUUACGGCAGAGAUUCGCUCUCAUGUGUCAGAUGGGUCAGCUGAAGCACCAAGAUUGAACACAUCUGGACUGUCGGCUCCCUCACUAGUCAACAGACCGCAGUCACAGUCGUCGAGACCAUAUUGUAGCUAAGCUAGCAAAAGUUAUUGUAAUUGUUCAUAUUGAAAAGGUAAUUAUUUUGUAAGUCUAUUUUAUUAUACUUGUUAAAGCCGUUUUUGGGCUCUUAUACAUGCUGUUGAGGGUUCUCGAAUUUGUUAAUUAUAUUUAUACUCGGUACUUUUAUUAAAGUUUUCAUUAUAUUGUACAGUCCAUUUAUCCAUUUUGUUUGUGUAUUUUUUUACCAUGCGAGGAGCUGUUGUCACUAGAGUGUAACCGUGUCGUGUGAUUGGGAGAUUUAUAUAUUUUAUAAUGUUGUUAUUAUACGGCCAAACGGUGCUAAGUUUACAACAGACUCUUGUGAUCCUAAACAAGGCAUUGUUACCGUUGCGUGUUUCAUGUUAGUGUAGCGUAACCCAAGGAUACAGUUACAUUCCUUUCAUGUUCUUUGUGAGACUUUGGAGUCGAUACCUUACAAAGCCCUGUUGUUUCAUUGUUCAAAUAUAAAGGUUUAUUCACCCA
Macrosteles quadrilineatus (aster leafhopper) is the source of this 2627-nucleotide messenger RNA. Its product is annotated as gametogenetin-binding protein 2-like. Gene Ontology annotation, cellular component: nucleus; cytoplasm. The transcript is spliced from 12 exons. The record is from RefSeq and is a predicted model, not a curated record. NCBI's taxonomy places the organism in Eukaryota, Metazoa, Arthropoda, Insecta, Hemiptera, Cicadellidae. Bases 145 to 2067 code for a protein of 640 amino acids.